AUGGUCAUCAUUGUUGAAAUCGUCUUAUCAGAAAACUCUCAAAGCUUCGAAAACACCAUUCAAGAGGAAACAUCGCCUUUAGCCAUGUUGAACUACAAACCAUCUUCAACUUCAACCAAAACCCCUGAGAAUCCUAAAACCUCAUCUCCAAAACCUAAAGAAGUGGAAAGUAAGAAUGACCAAGAAGAGUCAUCUGUUUCAAGUGUCCUUCAAAGGUUGAAAGAGUGGAAAGAAAAGAAACAAAGAGAGAAGUCUCUUGAGGAGCGAAUUGAAGAAGUUGACGAGUUUGCUCAAGAAAAACAUCCAGAAGAGACCAAAGAAGAUGAUGAAGAAGGAGGAGAGAUGAAUGAGGGAGAGGAAGACAAAGAAGAUCCCAACAUUUCAGAAAAGGAAGAAUCAGAAAAAGAAGAUGAAGAAGAGGAGGUAAUUGAUCAGGCCGAACUUGAGUCACAGGCAGGGACGUAUGUUGUAGGACAUCGUAUUGAUCUAGAUUGGUGUAGGAAAGCUAGAUUCCUAGAGUUUCUUGAUUUGAUUAAGUUUCAAGGCUAG
Chenopodium quinoa (quinoa) is the source of this 549-nucleotide messenger RNA. RefSeq names its product glutamic acid-rich protein-like. The record is from RefSeq and is a predicted model, not a curated record. The transcript has a single exon. Lineage: Eukaryota; Viridiplantae; Streptophyta; Magnoliopsida; Caryophyllales; Amaranthaceae. Bases 1 to 549 code for a protein of 182 amino acids.